Molecule: messenger RNA, 5202 nt
Organism: Apus apus (common swift)
Lineage: Eukaryota; Metazoa; Chordata; Aves; Apodiformes; Apodidae
Gene: EIF2AK3
Product: eukaryotic translation initiation factor 2 alpha kinase 3
Exons: 16
Coding region: 75-3221 (1048 amino acids)
Biological process (GO): protein phosphorylation
Molecular function (GO): protein kinase activity; ATP binding; protein binding
Source: RefSeq, a predicted model, not a curated record
GCAGCGGCGGCACCGUUCAUGUCCUAACGGCGGCAGCGUUCAUGUCCUAACGGCGGGCGAGGCGGGGCCCCUCCAUGCGGGGGCCGCGGUGCCGCAGCGCUCUGGCCGCCCUCGCCUUGUUGGUGCUGUUCUGGGUAGCGGCGGGAGGCCCGGAGCUGCCGCCCGGCCAUGCCGCGGCUGUGGAGGCCGCUUUCGGGUUGGGAGCGGCCGCCGCUCCCGCCGCUUUACCGGCCGGUUCUGCUGACGUGACGGUGGAGGACGAUGAGGCCGGUGUGGCCCCCGCUGCCCCCGGCGAGCAGGAGCCUGAGGAGAGCGGAGAGGCCCGGACCGGCGGCAGAUCUCUUGUAAUUAUCAGCACUUUGGAUGGACGAAUUGCUGCACUGGAUCCAGAGAACAGUGGGAGAAAACAGUGGGAUCUGGAUGUGGGAUCAGGUUCUCUUGUGUCAUCCAGUCUCAGUAAACCAGAGGUAUUUGGAAAUAAGAUGAUAAUCCCUUCCUUGGAUGGGGACCUUUUCCAGUGGGAUCGGGAUCGAGAGAGCAUGGAAGCAGUUCCUUUCACAGUAGAAUCUCUUCUCGAGUCAUCCUACAAAUUUGGUGAGGAUGUUGUUUUAGUUGGAGGAAAGUCUUUGACCACCUAUGGGCUGAGCUCAUACUCAGGGAAGGUGAAGUACAUCUGCUCAGCCAUGGGCUGUCGCCGGUGGGAUGACGAUGAAACGGAGCAGGAAGAGACGCUUCUAUUGCAGCGGACCCAGAAAACUGUCCGUGCUGUAGGACCACGCAGUGGCAAUGAAAAGUGGAAUUUCAGUGUUGGUCACUUUGAGCUGCGCUACGUCCCAGAUAUUGAAACCAGAGCGGGAUAUAUUGAGAGCAACUUUAAACCAAAUAUGAACAAAGAAGAAACAAAAAUAAUUUCAGAUGUGGAUGAGCAGGAAGCUAUGAUGAAAGAUACAGUGAUAAAGGUCUCAGUAGCUGACUGGAAGGUGAUGGCUUUUAACAGGAGAGGAGGACAUCUGGAGUGGGAAUACCAGUUUUGCACUCCAAUUGCUUCUGCAUGGCUGCUUAAGGAUGGCAAAGUAAUUCCAAUUAGUCUGUUUGAUGACACAAGUUAUACUGCUAACAAUGAAGUAUUGGAAGAUGAAGAAGAUCUUGUGGAAGCUGCCAGAGGGGCCACAGAAUCCAGUGUCUAUUUGGGUAUGUAUAGGGGCCAGUUGUAUCUUCAGUCAUCAGUCAGAAUUUCUGAGAAAUUCCCAACCAACCCAAAGGCUCUGGAAUCCAGGAACGAUAAUGCAAUUAUUCCUCUUCCCAAAAUCAAAUGGAAGCCUUUAAUCCAUUCUCCUUCCAGGACACCAGUGCUGGUGGGGUCUGAUGAGUUUGACAAGUGUCUCAGCAAUGACAAGUAUUCUCAUGAAGAGUACAGUAAUGGAGCACUCUCAGUUCUGCAGUAUCCUUAUGAUAAUGGUUAUUACUUACCUUAUUACAAGAGAGAGAGAAGCAAACGGAGCAACCAGAUCACUGUUAGAUUUUUUGAUGAUACAAAUUACAAGAAUAUUCGCAAAAAAGAUCCUGUUCUUCUGCUUCACUGGUGGAAAGAAAUUGUUGGAACCAUUCUCUUCUGCAUUGUGGCCACAACUUUUAUCGUACGCAAACUUUUCCAUCCUCAUCCUUACAGCAGACUGCGGAAGGAAUCUGAAACACAGUGUCAGACUGAUAGUAAAUACGAGCCCACUUGUGGGGAUGUUAAAGACAGCAGCUGGAGUGAUGUCAAGAACUCUGGAUACGUGUCAAGAUAUCUGACAGAUUUUGAACCCAUUCAGUGUCUGGGUCGUGGAGGCUUUGGAGUAGUUUUUGAAGCCAGAAAUAAAGUGGAUGAUUGCAACUAUGCUAUCAAAAGGAUCCGUUUACCUAACAGGGAGCUGGCUCGUGAGAAGGUGAUGAGGGAAGUCAAGGCUUUGGCCAAACUCGAGCACCCGGGAAUUGUGCGGUAUUUCAACGCCUGGCUGGAAGCUCCACCUGAGAGGUGGCAGGAGAAGAUGGAUGAGCAGUGGUUAAAAGAUGAAAGCAUUGAUUGGCCACUCAGUUCUCCCAGUCCGAUGGACGUCCCCUCCUUUAAGAUCAGAACAGAACCAUUUUGUACAAAGGAGCACAUUGAAGUUAUUGCCACCUCAUCGGAGAGGGUCAGGUCUGUGGGAAUACCCUGUAGUCAGUUUGAUUCAUCUGGAAGCCAGUUUGCUCCUCUGGAAUUUUCUGCCACAGACAACAGGGACUUACACCAGUCAGAAGAUCUGCUAUUAAACCUUCAGGACAGUGUCCUUACAGGCUGUGACAUGGAAGACAGCACUGACAACAAUAACAAGCUGGGUCACUCCUUGGAAAUUUGUUCUUCAGCUGCUCCUGUUGUACACCUUAGGGAAGGGACUUCCUCUUCUAUUGUGUUUGAGGAUUCUGGUUGUGGAAAUGCUUCUAGUAGAGAAGAUAAAGUUGAUGUUUCACAUAAUGAGAGUCUUUCUGAGGAUAAGGCAAAAAGUACAAAUGAAUCUGAUAAGAAAUCUGCUUCAGGAAGUCCCCUCUCUGUUUCUCCACCAAGGCCAACAAGUUUAAGCCUGGACCUUUCUAAAAAUAUUGCAGAAAAAGUCAAGCCCACCUCUCCAAAGGUUUAUCUUUACAUUCAGAUGCAGCUCUGCCGGAAAGAGAACCUUAAAGACUGGAUGAGCAGAAGAUGCACGAUAGAGGAGAGAGAAAGGACAGAGUGUCUGCAGAUAUUUCUGCAGAUAGCUGAAGCAGUUGACUUUCUGCAUAGCAAAGGAUUAAUGCACAGGGAUCUCAAGCCCUCCAAUAUAUUUUUCACAAUGGAUGACAUAGUAAAGGUUGGGGAUUUUGGACUGGUAACAGCUAUGGACCAAGAUGAGGAGGAGGAAUCAGUACUUACCCCAAUGCCAGCUUAUGCCAGGCACACAGGACAAGUAGGGACCAAGCUCUACAUGAGCCCAGAACAGAUCUGUGGGAACACGUAUUCGCACAAAGUGGAUAUCUUUUCUUUGGGACUGAUUCUCUUUGAGCUGCUUUACCCUUUCAGCACACAGAUGGAGAGAGUCAGGACUCCUCUGUUGUCAAGCCAAGUAAGUGAAACUACUGAACUAGAAUAUCCAAGAACUCAAGCAACAAAUAGAGCUUGUGACUUGAAGCCUACCAGCUUGGUUUUCAUUCAAGAAUGGAAACCAUGAUGUGCAUUUUUAUAAUUUCUUCCUUUGUCUGCAACUGUGGUGCUUUUUCACCCAAAGCACUUAGUGAAAAAUUGCUGUUCCUUUUCCUGUAGUAAGUUCUAGCUGUGAGUCUCAGCCCCAAGCAGGGUCUUCCCUGUAGCUGAUGACAUUCAUUGCAUCCAGAGUGAAUUUGGGAGGUUUGAUAGUGCAUUACAACUCUUCCUUGCUGUCAAAGUGCAUGUGAGAUCCAUCCUGCUCAGGAACAAGUUCAUAGAGAACAGGAGAGAAGUUUUUCCUCUUGUGCAUGGUGACCAGUGACCUAUGCAGGAAAGAAAGAGUCAUUAUAAUUUGUAUUUAUCAUUUAUAUGUGCUCAAAGAAUUAACUUCUCAAGUGGAAAUGGACUGGUUUUAGCAGAAGUGUGAGAAACAGCUUGAAUCACACCAUGAACACAGCCUGACCAAGUGCUCUGCCUAUGGUGGUGUUGCAUUCUCUUGCUUAAGAUGCUCUGGGUUUUUUUGGUACAAAAGAGUGUAGUUUAGAGGAGGAAUGGCAGUGCUUAAUUUGAACCCCUUGCACUGAUACCAGUUUCAUUUUUCCUAAAUAAAAUCAGUUUUACUGAGACACACACCCAAUAAAGAGCUAUCCUGCAUUCGCAAGAUCUCCUGCAGCAGAGAUGACAAACUCUGCCCUUCCAGUUUCUGUCCUGAGUACAGAAGCAAGAAGCAAAGCAAGUAAUCAGAGUGAAUCCUAAACUGCAUUUCAUUCUGAUGCUUUACUUCUUAGGGGGGUAAAACCAGUGCUCUAACUUCCCAUCACUUUCACUGUCAUUCCACUCUUUUUUAAAAAAUCCAGAAGAAACCCCCACCCCUUUCUGGGCCAAGUUCUGGGGUGUAGCUACUUGAGUAGUUGUUUCUGAGCUGUUACACUGAAUUUUUCGUUGGCAUCAGCAAAGCAUUAGCACUACUUGCUGAAGCAAAACAUGUUCUGCCUGACCAAGCAGCCCAGCAAAUUCUAAGAAUCUGUGACAAAGGGCUGGAAAAAUCCCCAGAGGUGGAGCAUGAGACCUGCCUCUGUCUCAAGCUGUUAGCAGUUAGUCUGGCAGUGCAAUUUAUUUCUAAAUUAGAUGUUUGAAAACAGAUCACUAAAUGCAGACUGAAUUGGUAGAGAAAGAACAAUUACAUAAAACAUCUUAUUGUCCUGAAACUCAGUUCUCUUGAACAGGAAUUUGACUUGCCCAUCACUCUUAAUGUCAGUGUUCAGUGGAAUAAUAAUUAAUUGAAUUUAGUUUUAAUUGUAGAAUUCUUAACUUUGUGCUCAAAAUUUUGCAAAAGGAAAUCCUUCAGAAAAGAAAUUAAGUGCUAGAUAUUGUCCUUCAGCACUAAAAACAUGUUUAAGGGGUCAUGGGUUGCUGGCAAUUACAGAACUUAAAUACAUAAGGUAGCCUGGUAACCUGCUGCAAGUAAUUGUGUGGCUGGGCAUGGGAAAAUUAGUGUCACUAGAUGGAGCCAAUGUGCUUGUUAUGGAGGAAACACCGAUGAAGACCAGGUUCCUUGUGAGGACACAGAAAUAAACAACCUAACUGCCAUAAAUCUGGUCAUUACUCCAUAAACAUUGAAUGAAGACUAGUGCUUACUUAAGAGCCAGUCAUUUCAUGUGUCUUCAAACUGGGAUAGGUGAUCUUGUGGAUUAUGGGUUGGUGCAUGGAUUCGUUGACUUUGUUGAGCCAAAGUGAGAAAGUCUGAAGUUUGUGUAUCUGGCUGAGAUCAGAGUUCUUGUAACAUGACCCGAGAGCAGGCUUUUUACCUAGGGAAGCAGCAACUUGCCCAUUUAAGUAUGUUUGGAUUUUUAACCACUAAAGCAAAACUUUGUUUAAUGUUUGGGUUUUUUUGCCAUCAGGCUGAUUUUUUUACAUAGUUGGUAUAUUUUUAAAAAGCAUAAAUAAUAGAGUAAUGCUCAUGAAGAACUGUGUUUGGGAAAAGUUAUGUGUUUUUCUUAAUAUUU